Molecule: messenger RNA, 2284 nt
Organism: Gekko japonicus
Lineage: Eukaryota; Metazoa; Chordata; Lepidosauria; Squamata; Gekkonidae
Gene: SLC6A15
Product: solute carrier family 6 (neutral amino acid transporter), member 15
Exons: 11
Coding region: 1-2187 (728 amino acids)
Biological process (GO): sodium ion transmembrane transport; L-leucine transport
Cellular component (GO): plasma membrane
Molecular function (GO): proline:sodium symporter activity
Source: RefSeq, a predicted model, not a curated record
AUGCCUAAGAACAGCAAGGUCGUAAAAAGAGAAAUAGAUGAUGAUGUCAUUGAGUCAGUUAAAGAUCUCCUAUCCAAUGAAGACUCUGUUGAAGAUGCUUUCAAGAAGAGUGAGCUGUCUGUUGAUGAUCAGGAUAAAGAUGUGGACAUAGAAGAGGGAUCUGAUGUAGAAGAUGAGAGACCAGCUUGGAAUAGCAAACUUCAGUAUAUUCUGGCACAAGUUGGAUUUUCUGUAGGGUUGGGGAAUGUGUGGCGAUUCCCAUAUCUGUGUCAAAAAAAUGGUGGAGGUGCCUAUCUUGUGCCAUAUUUAAUUUUGCUGCUGGUCAUAGGGAUACCACUCUUUUUCCUGGAGCUUUCUGUGGGCCAGAGAAUCCGUCGGGGAAGCAUUGGAGUAUGGAAUUAUAUCAGCCCCAAACUUGGUGGAAUUGGAUUUGCAAGCUGUGUAGUGUGCUAUUUUGUGGCUCUUUACUACAAUGUCAUCAUUGGUUGGAGUUUAUUUUACUUUUCUCAGUCCUUUCAGCACCCAUUACCUUGGGACCAGUGUCCUUUGGUGAAAAAUUCUUCUCAUCCCUUUGUGGAGCCAGAGUGUGAAAAAAGCUCAGCUACCACCUAUUACUGGUACCGAGAAGCACUCAAUAUUUCUAACUCUAUCUCAGAGAGUGGAGGUUUGAACUGGAAAAUGACUAUCUGCUUAUUGGCUGCCUGGGUGAUGGUGUGCCUAGCAAUGAUCAAAGGAAUCCAGUCUUCAGGAAAGAUCAUGUAUUUUAGCUCCCUUUUCCCUUAUGUGGUACUUAUAUGCUUUCUAAUCAGAGGGCUGCUCUUAAAUGGUUCACUGGAUGGCAUUCGUCACAUGUUUACCCCCAAGCUUGAAAUAAUGCUGGAGCCCAAGGUCUGGAGAGAAGCUGCUGCUCAGGUGUUCUUUGCCUUAGGGCUUGGAUUUGGUGGAGUCAUUGCCUUUUCAAGCUAUAACAAGAGAGACAACAACUGCCAUUUCGAUGCUGUUCUGGUGUCCUUCAUCAAUUUUUUCACUUCUGUGCUGGCAACUUUGGUGGUGUUUGCUGUUCUGGGCUUCAAAGCAAAUAUCAUAAAUGAGAAAUGCAUUAUCCAGAAUUCUGAAAAGAUUGUCAAACUUCUGGAAGUCGGCAAUGUUAGCUGGGCUGUGAUACCUCCUCAUAUUAAUUUUGUUAACAUCACAGCAGAAGAUUAUAAUUUGGCUUAUGAUAUGAUAAAGAAAGUCAAAGAAGGAGAGUUUUCUGCUCUUGGUCUGAAACCCUGCUUAAUUGAAGAGGAGCUUGACAAGGCUAUUCAAGGAACUGGAUUGGCUUUCAUUGCCUUUACAGAAGCUAUGACACACUUCCCUGCUUCUCCAUUCUGGUCAGUGAUGUUCUUUCUCAUGCUGGUCAAUUUGGGGCUUGGAAGCAUGUUUGGAACCAUUGAGGGGAUCACUACACCUAUAGUAGAUACCUUCAAAGUGAGAAAAGAAAUUUUGACUGUUGUGUGCUGUCUUCUAGCAUUUUGUAUUGGCCUAAUAUUUGUGCAGCGGUCUGGUAACUACUUUGUAACUAUGUUUGAUGACUACUCAGCUACAUUGCCACUGUUAAUUGUCGUCAUUUUGGAGAAUAUUGCCGUGUCUUAUGUUUAUGGGAUUGACAAGUUUAUGGAAGACCUAAAAGAUAUGCUUGGUUUUUCUCCAAACCCAUACUAUUAUUACAUGUGGAAAUAUAUUUCUCCUGUUGUCUUGCUAUCUCUGUUGGUAGCUAGCAUUGUCCAAAUGAUAUUAAGCCCCCCUGGUUACAGUGCAUGGAUUGAGAAUAAGGCUACUGAGGAAUUCCAGAGCUAUCCAAAAUGGGGGCUGAUUGUGUGUAUAUCCCUGAUUGUUUUCGCUUUGCUCCCUGUUCCAAUAGUCUUCCUGAUUCGCCGCUUCAACCUUAUUGAUGAUAGCUCUGGUAGCUUAGCAGCUGUUUCCUACAAAAGAGGGCGAAUCAUAAAGGAGCCUGUGAAUCUUGAGGGAGACGAUACCAGUCUGAUUCAUGGCAAGAGUCCAAGUGAGGUGCCAUCUCCAAGUUUUGGUAAAAAAAUAUACCGAAAACAGACUGGUUCUCCAACUAUGGAUACUGCUCCUAACGGUCGCUAUGGUAUUGGUUAUAUAAUGACAAACAUGUCAGACAUGCCAGAGUCUGAUUUGUAGCUGCAAAUCAAAGCUGAUGUCUCUCAUACUGAACCACUGAACAUUUGUUCUCUGAAGAGAAGCGGACAGCUUCACUUACUAGAGUGCAAUCUCAGGU